Verticillium alfalfae VaMs.102 is the source of this 1650-nucleotide messenger RNA. Its product is annotated as platelet-activating factor acetylhydrolase precursor. Bases 1 to 1650 code for a protein of 549 amino acids. NCBI's taxonomy places the organism in Eukaryota, Fungi, Ascomycota, Sordariomycetes, Glomerellales, Plectosphaerellaceae. The record is from RefSeq and is a predicted model, not a curated record. Gene Ontology annotation, molecular function: 1-alkyl-2-acetylglycerophosphocholine esterase activity. The transcript is spliced from 3 exons.
AUGACCUCGUCAUCCUCGCCUACGGCCAAGCUCAGCGCUUACCUAUCGCAAUUGAAUCCCGUGCCUACCUUUCCCGACUACACAGGACCCUACAAAGUUGGCACCGUCGACGUCGAGAUCCCCGUCUCCGAACUCGAAUCACCGAGCCCCGCACCCGACAGCGCUGCCGAUAUUUACACCGUGUCCUGCCGCAUCUACUACCCCGCGACCCCCGACUCGGCAGGCAAACCCAUCAGCUGGCUGCCCUCGCCUCAGCGCCACCAUGUCUCUGCCUACACCCAGUUUGUCGGCAUCAAGCCCCUGCUGGCCGACUUUGUCUCCUUCCUACCCCGCCACCUCCACUACACGACCAUUCCCGCCCUCAAGAACGCCGACCUCCUCGAGCCCAACACGCCCAAUGGCCGAUGGCCUACGAUGAUUUUCUCCCAUGGCCUCGGCGGCAACCGCAAUACGUACUCUGUCGUCGCCGGCUCGCUCGCGUCCCACGGCAUUGUUGUCGUUUGCCCCGAACACCGCGAUGGCAGUGCCGUCGCAUCUUUUGUGCGCAUCCCCCAGGCCCAGGACAGCUACUUCAUCCGCAACACGCGCCGCGUCGUCCCCUACAUCCGCCUGCCCCACGACAACACACCCGAGAUUUCCACAGCACGGGAGGAUCAGCUGCGCAUUCGCCUGUGGGAGCUCGGUCUUGCCCACGCCGCCAUUCUCGCCAUUGAUCGCGCCCAGUCUCUGAAGAACCUCAACAAGAGCACGCCAUCUCUCGAUUUCUUCGCCAAAAAGCUCCACGUUCACGAGCCUGGCUCCAUCAUCUUUGCGGGCCACAGCUUCGGAUCCGCCUCGAUCGUGCAGCUGCUCAAGAGCACCUACUACGCUGGCACGCCGGCUCUCGCCAAGAUGGAGCGCCCCCUCUUCACGCCAGCCCCCGACUCGGAGCUGUCGAAGCAGAUCACCGAAAAGAACGUCACCAUGCUGCUGGACAUGUGGUGCUUCCCCCUGCUGGCCCCCAACUCGGCGCCCCUCUUCGACCUGCCGCUGCCCGCCUACGCCAAUGUCCCCUCAGCUCCCGGCGGCAAGGCCCUCCUCGCCGUCGAGUCGGACGCCUUCUACAAGUGGACCGAGCACCUCCACGUCACGGCCCGCGUGCUGUCGCCUGACCCAUCGAAAAAGGUCAUCACGGCCGACCUCUACCAGCGCAACAACGGCAUCGCUUUGCCCGAGCCCAAUUUCUUCUACGUCGAAAAGUCCGCCCACCUCUCGCAGUCGGACUUUGGGAUCCUUCUUCGCACUGGCUCACGAAGCGCAUCUUUCAACUCGGUCGAACCCGAGCGCGCGCUGCGCGUCAACCUCCGCGCCCAGCUGAAGGUCCUCCGCGCUAACAGCGUGCCUGUCGGACGCAACUGGUCGGCGAUAUCGUCGACGGAGCCGCGCCUAAAAAGGAUGACAGCUGAGUGUACUGAGUGCGACGGCCACUGCAAGAUCGUCGACUGCUGGCACUGGGUCGAGACGAUUGGCAAGGGCGACGAGAAGAAGGCGGAUGCGCAGGCGGGCGAGGGCGUCAGCGCGCAGGUCGCUGAUCUCGAGGCCUCGGCGCCGCAGAUUGAGGCUGAGAUUGAGCCGCCUGUUGUCGGCAGGACCGUCUCCGCGUCAGCGUGA